CGCAUCCCCUUACCUUGAUCCCUUCCUAUCGGAUGUUCUAGAUGACUGAAUGGAGUUUUGAGUUGGACUUUUGUGUCCCUGCCGGAAUUGGGUCUGAUCCCAGAGCACUGGGGGUGGGGUGGAGGUGUUCCUGUAAAAUGCAAGUUGGAUAAAAAGAAGACCUCUCGCCAAGGGCCCCAAUGAGUGGCACACAGUCUACUAUCACGGACAGGUUUCCCCUCAAAAAACCUAUAAGGCAUGGAAGUAUUUUGAACCGAGAGUCACCAACAGAUAAGAAGCAGAGAGUCGAACGCAGCACAUCACAUGAUUUUGACCCAACAGAUAGCUCCUCCAAGAAGACAAAGUCUAGUUCAGAGGAGAGUAGAUCCGAGAUCUAUGGUCUUGUUCAACGCUGUGUGAUCAUCCAGAAAGAUGACAAUGGAUUUGGGCUGACAGUCAGUGGAGAUAAUCCAGUCUUCGUACAGUCUGUCAAAGAAGAUGGAGCAGCCAUGCGGGCUGGAGUUCAGACAGGCGAUCGAAUCAUCAAGGUGAAUGGAACUCUGGUGACUCAUUCAAACCAUUUGGAGGUGGUGAAGCUAAUCAGAUCUGGUUCCUAUGUAGCUCUCACUGUUCAGGGACGCCCACCUGGGUCGCCCCAGAUUCCACUUGCUGAUUCUGAAGUAGACCCACCAGUCAUUGGACAUAUGUCUCCCAUCAUGACAUCCCCUCAUUCCCCUGGAGCUUCUGGGAAUAUGGAGAGAAUCACUAGUCCUGUGCUCAUGGGGGAGGAAAACAAUGUGGUCCAUAACCAAAAAGUAGAAAUUUUGAGAAAAAUGUUGCAGAAAGAACAAGAACGGCUGCAGUUAUUGCAGGAAGAUUACAACCGAACACCUGCCCAAAGAUUGCUAAAAGAGAUCCAGGAGGCCAAGAAGCACAUUCCUCAGCUGCAGGAGCAGCUAUCCAAAGCCACAGGCUCUGCUCAGAGUCCUAAAAAUAGCCUGAAGGAGAGGAUUUACCUAGAAGAAACCCUGGAGAAAACUGAAUCGAUUCAGGACACUGACACCCAAACACUUGUCGGGAGUCCCUCUACCCGUGUAGCACCACAUAUUAUUGGAGCAGAGGAUGAUGAUUUUGGUACGGAACAUGAACAGAUCAAUGGGCAGUGCAGCUGUUUCCAGAGCAUUGAACUACUAAAGUCUCGCCCUGCCCACUUGGCUGUUUUUUUACACCAUGUAGUUUCACAAUUUGACCCUGCAACAUUGCUCUGUUACCUCUAUUCAGACCUGUAUAAACAGACUAAUUCCAAGGAAACUCGCCGUGUCUUCCUUGAGUUUCAUCAGUUCUUCCUGGAUCGAUCUGCUCACCUGAAAGUUUCCGUUCCUGAUGAAAUAUCUGUAGAUCUAGAAAAAAGAAGACCUGAGCUUAUUCCUGAGGAUCUGCAUCGCCACUAUAUCCAAACUAUGCAAGAAAGAGUCCACCCAGAAGUUCAGAGGCACUUGGAGGAUUUUCGACAGAAACGUAGCAUGGGACUGACAUUGGCUGAAAGUGAGCUGACUAAACUUGAUGCAGAGAGAGACAAGGACCGGGUAACUUUGGAGAAGGAGCGGGCAUGUGCAGAACAGAUUGUUACCAAAAUUGAAGAAGUAUUGAUAACUGCUCAGGCUGUAGAAGAAGAAAAGAGUUCCACAAUGCAGUAUGUUAUUCUCAUGUAUAUGAAGCAUUUGGGGGUAAAAGUGAAAGAACCUCGAAACUUGGAGCACAAGCGGGGUCGGAUUGGAUUCCUUCCAAAAAUCAAGCAAAGUAUGAAGAAAGAUAGAGAAGGCGAUGAAAAAGGGAAGCGAAGAGGAUUCCCAAGCAUUCUGGGACCCCCACGGAGACCAAGCCGCCAUGACAACAGUGCAAUUGGCAGAGCCAUGGAAAUACAGAAGCUACGCCACCCAAAGCACUUAUCCACACCCUCGUCUGUGAGUCCUGAGCCUCAGGACUCUGCUAAGUUGCGCCAGAGUGGGUUAGCAAAUGAAGGAACAGACACUGCAUGCCUGCCUGCCAGUUCCGUAGCCUCUGUCACUUCAGGGGCUGCUGUUUUCCAAGAAGGAGGGAAAGAGAAUGAUACGGGAUCAAAACAAAUUGGAGAAACACCAGCACCCGGAGACUGCCUGGACAGCACACCUCGUACUCCCAAUACCAUUUUUGAUUUCCCGCCUCCUUCCUUAGAUCAAGUACAGGAGGAGGAAUGUGAAGUAGAGAGGGCGACAGAACACGGAACACCAAAGCCCUUUAGAAAGUUUGACAGCAUAGCCUUUGGAGAAAGUCAAAGCGAGGAUGAGCAAUUUGAAAAUGACCUCGAGACAGAUCCACCCAACUGGCAGCAGCUUGUUAGUAGAGAAGUGUUACUGGGACUAAAACCUUCUGAGAUCAAAAGACAAGAAGUGAUUAAUGAAUUGUUCUACACUGAAAGAGCUCAUGUUCGAACACUGAAGGUUCUUGACCAAGUAUUCUAUCAACGAGUAUCCAGAGAAGGAAUUCUGUCACCUUCAGAACUACGAAAGAUUUUUUCAAACUUGGAAGAUAUUCUUCAACUUCAUGUUGGGUUGAAUGAGCAAAUGAAAGCUGUUCGAAAGAGGAAUGAGACCUCUGUUAUUGACCAUAUUGGGGAAGAUUUGCUCAUCUGGUUCAGUGGACCAGGGGAGGAGAAGUUGAAACACGCUGCUGCUACAUUUUGCAGUAACCAACCUUUUGCUCUGGAAAUGAUCAAGUCUCGUCAGAAAAAGGAUUCUCGAUUCCAGACUUUUGUACAAGAUGCUGAGAGUAAUCCCCUGUGUCGUCGUCUUCAGCUGAAGGAUAUCAUUCCCACCCAAAUGCAGAGACUUACUAAGUACCCACUUCUUUUGGAUAAUAUUGCCAAAUACACAGAAUGGCUACCAGAAAAGGAGAAGGUGAAGAAGGCUGCAGAUCACUGUCGACAGAUCUUAAAUUAUGUAAAUCAGGCUGUCAAGGAGGCAGAAAACAAGCAGCGCUUAGAAGAUUAUCAGCGUCGCCUUGAUACCUCCAAUCUCAAGUUGUCCGAGUACCCAAAUGUCGAAGAGCUCAGGAAUUUGGAUUUAACAAAAAGAAAGAUGAUUCAUGAAGGCCCAUUAGUUUGGAAGGUGAAUAGAGACAAAACUAUUGAUCUAUACACAUUGCUGCUGGAAGACAUCCUUGUACUGUUGCAAAAGCAAGAUGAUAGACUGGUGUUAAGGUGUCACAGUAAGAUUCUGGCAUCUACAGCUGAUAGCAAACACACAUUCAGUCCUGUCAUUAAGCUGAGUACAGUGUUGGUUCGACAAGUGGCAACAGAUAACAAAGCUUUAUUCGUCAUCUCCAUGUCAGAUAAUGGAGCCCAAAUUUAUGAAUUGGUGGCACAGACAGUUUCUGAAAAGAAUGUCUGGCAGGACCUCAUCUGUCGAAUGGCUGCGUCUGUGAAGGAGCAGUCCACGAAGCCCAUUCCUCUCCCACAGUCGCCCCCUUGCGAAGGAGACAAUGAUGAAGAAGAACCACCGAAAUUAAAAGUGGAGCACCAUGGUAUUUCAGUCACUGGUCUACAGAGUCCAGACAGAGAUUUGGGAUUAGAAUCUCCCUUAAUUUCGUCAAAACCUCAGUCUCAUUCACUGAGUACCUCUGGGAAAUCAGAAGCAGACCAUCUCUUCAUCACUGAGACACAGUUUGCAAAGGAGCAGCAUGUGAAUGGGACACUCAAGGAAGGUGGAGGAAAUUAUCCAGUAACAAUCCUAGAUCCACACUUGCCUGUCUCAGAGGAGCGGUGGGCAUUGGAUGCACUGAGGAAUUUGGGUUUGUUGAAGCAAUUGCUUGUACAACAGUUAAGUCUGACUGAAAAGAAUGCUCAAGAAGACUGGCAGUCCUUCUCAAGAUAUGGGCCAGCCUCUGAAGAGGUACAGGCAGACAGUGGCAUCCAGAACUCUGAAAACAUUAGGGCUUACCGUGCUGGUGAAGGACAGAUGCCCUUUAAAACUGGAACUGGUGACAUUGCAACUUGUUACAGUCCACGGACUUCAACUGAAUCUUGUACUGCACAGGAUUCAGUGAUACUGGCAUCCCAAGACAGCCAGGCAAGUAACAUUUUAGUAAUGGACCACAUGAUCCUGACCCCAGAGAUGCCUACCACAGAGCCAGAAGGGGGUCUGGAUGACAGUGGAGAGCACUUUUUUGAUGCCCGUGAAGCACAUAGUGAUGAUAAUCCAUCAGAAGGUGAUGGAGCAGUUACAAAGGAAGAGAAGGAUGUUAAUUUUCGCAUCUCAGGAAACUGUUUGAUCCUUGAUGGCUAUGAUGCAGUGCAGGAGAGCUCCACAGACGAGGAGGUUGCGUCCUCAUUCACUCUGCAGCCUGUGCCAGGCAUCCCCUCUGUGGACUCUACUCACCAACAACAUUCUCCCCAGAAUUCUCAUUCUGAUGGUGCAGUUUCACCAUUCACCCCAGAAUACCUGGGUCAGCGACGCUGGAGAGCUAUGGACGAUGCUUGUUUUGAGAUCCAGAGUCUCUCUUGUACAGAUUCACAAAGCCAAAUCAUGGAGUACAUUCAUAAGAUAGAGGCUGACCUCGAACACUUAAAGAAGGUGGAGGAAAGUUACACCCUUCUUUGCCAAAGGCUGGCUGGCUCAGCCCUCCCUGACAAGCUCUCAGAUAAAAGCUAGAGCCCAGCGUCCUGGAGGUGACUGCAGGUUGUUGGAUUUGAGUGUCAGCCUUGUAUCAACCACAUCCUGGCUCCAGUGCGGAUGCAGAGUGUGACAGAGGAUCUGCCUGGAAGCACCUGGGCUCAGCCAUGCCCCAGGGCCCCAAAACGGGACUAGUUCUUCAGUCUGGCAGCUGUACAAGUCUGUCAGUGAGGGAAUGUCUGUUCUCUCACUCUCCUCUCCUCACUAUCAGAAAUGCAUUUUGAUUCAGAAAAUAAACCAAAUGUAUAGAGCUUUGGGUGUAGGAUAUAAAAUUGUACUUAGGCAUAAGAAAAAGAAAAUCAGAUGUAUUUAUUUGACUUCAUUCCGUAUUUGAAAGCACAUUUUAAUUUUUACUUUGCUUUGUUUCAGUUGAGUAGGUGAGCAUUUUAGCUCUUUGUAUUUAGUAUACCCAAGAAUAAUUUGCACCUGAAGCCAAGGUCAGGUGGAGGAUGAGGAAGAAGUUGGUGUAGAGGCAAUGCAGAAGAGGAAGGGAAGAGUGCCUGGCUUCCACUAACCUGCAGCCCCUGUCUUUCUGGCCAGUGGUCUGAGGAUUACCUUAGAGGUGCCCUGUGACCCUUGUGCAGAAGACAUGAGUUGUGUGCUGCCCAGGUGGUCAGAGCAAGUGGACUUCCUCCUAUCCCAAGGCAAGCACCUCUUCUGUGUAACUGGGUUCCACCCCAAUUAACAGGAAUCAUCAUAUACUAAAUAGCAGGCACUUGAAAAUGGGUGUGUUUCCUUCUGUUGUCUUUUCUGUUGAUAGUUGGGAUUUAGGAGAGAGGAAAACAAAUUUUUAUUUUCUUGACUAUAAAUCUGUUAUUCUUAGUAUUGUUUUAUUUGUAUAAUUAUACAUUAGACUGGCACUUGUAUAAAAUCAUCCCUGCGAUGGAGCAGGAAGUAAGAAUAAACAAAUGGAAAUGCUUUGGUGGGGGGAGGUUGCUAAGGAGGGGUGGGUUAGGGUGGGAGGAGUCUGGAAAGGUUGUCUAAACUGAAUCACUACUGAGUUGAACCAUGGCUGUCAUUAGUCACGGGUACUGCUGAUUAUAAGGCCAGUAAAAUAUUAGUACCUGGAGGUUUGACUCUAAUUUUUUGCACUGAUGGUGCCAAAGGGCUCUUUGAGUCACAAGGAGAGCUGAGGGUGGGCAGAGGAAGAUGUAGAAGAGAGCUGCUCACAUCACUCCAGAGUGCUUCCUCUGACCUCAUGGCCUCAGCCUGUGAGCACAGCACUAGGACUGGCCUUGGGAACAGCAGAGAUGUGUGGAUAACUACCAAGGUGUUGAUGACUGCUGCUUAGGGGUGGAUAGCACCUAGAGAGGGCAAGCGAGGCGGAACUGUGACCCGAGAAUUUGUCAGUUCUGUUGGCUUUGGGGGGUUUUCUUUGUGCAUUAGGUAAACAUGCUUUUGGAGUAUUUUGUAAAAAAAAAAAAAAAAAAUAGUAAUCAUUUGUCAAAUCUAAAUUCUGUUAAUAAACAAGGAGUUCCCUAUUACAUCUUUUAGUAGGGCCCCUGUACUCUGGGGGCAGUCAGAAUGUAAUUCUCCCCUGUAGUGCCCCUCACACAUGAAGCUUUUCCUCACCACAAUGGUCAGGAUUCCCAGCUGCUUUUAUGAAUACCACUACAACUUAACAAGCUCUUCUCUUCUAUUUGGGUCCAGAUUCCUGUUUCUGCCUUUUCAAAACUCCUCUAUGUUCUUAGGUAGAUCAACUUGGGGUCUUUGUACCUCAUCUAUAAAUUGGAGUUAUAUUUUGAGUGAAAAGCCAAGUAAAUUUAACUCAGAAUGGGCUUUAAAAUUUUUGAAGUAGAAUCUAAUAUAUAAGUGAAGUUUGGAAUUUGGAACUUUCUGUAUCUCUUAGGAGAAGCAAGUAGAAACCAAAUGGUUCAUCGUGUUGCUGGAAGUGAACAGUCUCUCCCAAUAGAAAUCAAAGGGUUUAUCCCUCUAGCCACAUGACACUACAGCUUUCCAAUAACUCACCAGGAGAAAAGUGAGUCAGUAGUACUCUCCUCCUAGCUCCAACACUACAGGUCAUUCCAUAGCUCUCUAGCACUCAAGCAGUUCCACAGUUCACAGGUCCGGAAAGCUUUGGUUUCUCUAUUAGCUCAGCCAGAACUUUGUUCUCAGUAAUUAUUUGCUUUUCUUUUCCUGCAGCUUAACCUCUUUUUGGAACUGUAACAGGGCUAAGUGGAAAAUUAUCUUGACUAUAGCUCUAGUACUCCCAAAUAUAAAUGCAUAUCUACAUUUUCUGAUGAAACUUCAGGAUGAAGUUAAUUUUGAGAAAAAAAAUCCCACCUUUUUUAAGAGUUCUUUUUUGAGCUUACCAGCCUUACUUCUUAGCUUUACCCUCCCCUUCCGGCCUCCUGUGCCUUCCAUUUCACUUUGGCCACUAUAAUCACAUUCACUUGACCUUCAAUUUAUGUCAUCCUUUCAGGGUAGUGAAAUUAGCUGUUCCUCAUCCUGAAAUGAGAUUGGUCAUCAUCAUAGCAGUUUUCUCAAAGUUGAGUGACUAGAAGGAACAGUCUCGUGUACUAAAAGGUACAAGGCAAGGGGAGCAGAACAACCUCUGCAGAGCCAGAAAGCCAUGUGAGCUGUGGAUGCAACCUAUGACACUGCUCUCGUGUGCGAGUCUAAUGGCUCUCAUGUUAUUAAGUGGCGGAUUUCAUCUAGCAUGUCUCCCCUUUUCAGAGAAAAGACAGCCAAAUCAACAACCCCUCAAAGUGCUAUCAUUUAAAAUGAUGAUCAUCACCCCAGCCGUAUAUUUUGUAUACUAUAAAUCUGCUAACUUGGACUGCUGGAGUUAUGUUGGCUUUUGAAACCUAAAUCGUAGCUAUUUAUUGUAUUGCAUGGGAGCUAUAUUUCAUGAGGGUUUUUUCCCCCACAUCGUUUUCCUCCCAGACUUCUAAUGGCUGCUAGUAAGAAUAAAUCCCUUUUAGAAAUGUUUUACUUCUUUGUCUUUGAAGAAGGGGAGAGGAUAAACCUGCCUUUUAGAAGCAAAAGAAAAUAAUCCUGCCUAUGAGCUGUCUUUAACUCUUAUGUCUUCUCCUUGACAUGGGUAAGUGGCAUGGUGCCUGGCACCUGCACUCCCCCUGGAAGCCUCCCGCAGUUGGUGUGGAAUAUUGUUUAGAGCUACCUGAGCUUUGCUCAGUAUUUCUUCCCUAUAUGCCACAGAGGACACCAUAGGCUCUUAAAAUACACAGCAAGAUCUUAUGGAAGUUUCUGUGGCCUCAUUUUUUUCCCUCUAGGAGAAAAAUUUUGGUUUUAUUUUUCUGAUUCUUCCACCCCUAUUCAGCAUAAUCUCUAAAAUUGUUCUUUUUUCAAGGCCGGAGUUCCUGUUGUUUUGUCACUUUGCCUUCCCCACUAGUACUGAGGUUUUGGAUAUAAAUUGAUAGGGAAAAAAGUAAACCUAGAAAAAGACCCUCCCCACCGUUUCCAGGUGCCAACCACAAAGCAGACAUACUACAGCAAUGGUAACCGUAAUGUGCACACUGCUGGUUAUUUUUAAUAAGCCUCUUCCUACUAGAGCAUUUUAUUUUCCUCAUCCGCCAUACAAUCAUGUACUCUAUAACAGAAAUUGCUUAAAAGAAAUCUGGAACUAUCUUUUAAAAAACCUUAAUAAUAAUCAUGUAUUUUUACUGAUCACAUUUUGAAAUGCCUAAAAGACUUUAUUGUUCUAAUUAUCCAGAUGUACCUUUGUAAAAUAGCUCUUUUAUGAAUUAGGUGAUAAGGCUGUAUGUUUCUGGAACAAAAUAUUGGUCAUCUAAAAACUUUCUGUUUUCUGGGGUCUGGGAAAAUAGAAAAUAAGAGUUCAAAUAUUAAAUAAGCUUAAAGAACCAA
Molecule: messenger RNA, 8513 nt
Organism: Nannospalax galili (Upper Galilee mountains blind mole rat)
Lineage: Eukaryota; Metazoa; Chordata; Mammalia; Rodentia; Spalacidae
Gene: Arhgef12
Product: Rho guanine nucleotide exchange factor 12
Biological process (GO): Rho protein signal transduction; G protein-coupled receptor signaling pathway
Cellular component (GO): cytoplasm
Molecular function (GO): G protein-coupled receptor binding; GTPase activator activity; guanyl-nucleotide exchange factor activity
Source: RefSeq, a predicted model, not a curated record